Messenger RNA from Mesorhabditis spiculigera, 1251 nucleotides. The record is from the annotation of a GenBank genome assembly. Lineage: Eukaryota; Metazoa; Nematoda; Chromadorea; Rhabditida; Rhabditidae.
AUGAGCUCCUCCGAUUGGCCGCCAGGUAAUAACGAAGCCAAAGAACGCUUUGGGGAUGACUUCGAGAAGCUUCAUAUCGCAAGCCGGCUUUCCAUCGGGAAAGCAAAGCAGUUAGCCAAUGUCGACCCGGUAGUGAUGCCAAUCUACCAAUCGACCACCUAUCGCUUCAAGACUGUGGCUCAAUGGGACGAGCCAAACCACGGCUCGAAUUAUGUGUAUAGCCGCUGUGGAAACCCGACGGUCGAGAACGUAGAAGUGGUGCUGGCCGAUUUGGAAGGAGCCGCCGCCACGAUGGUUUACAACUCUGGGUUGGUUGCGGUGUCGGCCGUUCUUCUGGAAUUUCUCUCGGCUGGGGAUCAUGUGGUGUGCAUGAAGCCGCUUUAUUCCGGGACCUACUCGUUUAUGACGGAAACUUUGGUGCGUUUCGGCGUGGAUUUCACGUUCGUUGACGUCGAGAAAGAGCAGGAUUAUGCCGUGGCUGUCGAAAAGGCGAUCACCGCGAAGACAAAGCUCAUCUACAUGGAAGUCAUCGCUAACCCGUCAAUGGCCGUCCCGGAUAUCCUCGGCAUCAUCGAGUUGAAGAACAAGCGCAACGAUUUGAAGAUGGUCGUCGACGCCACGUUCGCCUCGCCCUACUUGCUCCAGCCGCUCAAAAUCGGCGCCGACUUUUCGCUGCACAGCUGCUCGAAAUACGUGGGCGGGCACUGUGAUGUGAUAGCCGGCUGUGUGAGUUGUGCCUCGUUGCAAGACUGGACGCGGCUAAAGGUGCAACAGUUGACAACGGGCAGUGCAUUGAGCCCCGUUGAUGCAGCGCUGCUGACGCGCGGCCUGAAGACCUUGGCGAUCCGGAUGGAUAAGAUCGGCCAGAACGCGAUGGCCCUGGCCCGCCACCUCGACGCCCAUCCCAAGGUAUCACACAGCUAUUACCCUGGCCUACCCUCCCACCCGCAACACAAAAGCGCGGCGAAACUGUUCCCGCAUGCCAACUUCUCGGGAAUGAUCGGCUUCGACGUGGGCACCGAGGAAAAGGCGAUCAAACUGAUCGAGAACCUACGCCUGAUCACGUUGGCCGUGUCGUUAGGCGGAACAGAAUCGCUGAUCGAGCAUCCGUUUGCGAUGAGCCAUGGCAAGCAGUUGCUCCGGAAUGAGGACGAGCCGCCGAUGGUAGCCCCUGGGCUGCUGCGCUUCAGUGUGGGCUUGGAGAACGCGGAUGAUCUGAUCGCCGACCUCGACCGAGCCCUGGCACUGAUU